Messenger RNA from Papilio machaon (common yellow swallowtail), 1116 nucleotides. RefSeq names its product galactose mutarotase. The coding region runs from base 13 to 1098 and encodes 361 amino acids. The transcript is spliced from 5 exons. Lineage: Eukaryota; Metazoa; Arthropoda; Insecta; Lepidoptera; Papilionidae. The record is from RefSeq and is a predicted model, not a curated record. Gene Ontology annotation, molecular function: carbohydrate binding; aldose 1-epimerase activity. Gene Ontology annotation, biological process: glucose metabolic process; beta-D-galactose catabolic process via UDP-galactose, Leloir pathway.
AAGAAUAUAAUUAUGGUUCACUUAUUGGAGCAAGAUUUUGGUACGUUUAAGAACGAGAUAGUGAAGAAGUACACUUGGCAAACUAAGAGCGGAUUCAAAGUGUCCAUCAUUUCAUAUGGCGCAACUAUUCAAUCUAUUUUGGUACCUGAUAAAGUAGGUGAAUUAAAUGAUGUGGUACUUGGAUUUGAUGAUAUUAAUGGUUACGUGGAGAGAAACGAACCGUAUCUUGGAGCGACUGUGGGUAGAUGUGCAAAUAGAAUUAGGGGCGCUAAUUUUCAGAUAGAUGGCGCUGAUUUUCAAUUAGCAAAGAACGUUUCGGAACACGAUCAUUUGCACGGCGGAUUGGUUGGUUUUGAUAAGGUUAACUGGAAUUCAGUCGUAGACGGAUAUAAAGUUACAUUUAGUUAUUUAUCAAAAGACGGCGAGGAGGGUUACCCUGGAGAUUUGUUAACUAACGUCACUUAUGACGUAACGGACGAUGACGUCAUUAAUGUCCAGUUCAUAGCGACAUCUACAAAGAAAACCGUCAUCAAUUUAACAAACCAUUCGUACUUCAAUUUAGCAGGACAUGAUACUGGAGCUGAAGAACUAUAUAACCAUGUGAUAUCUAUUAAUGCUGAUAGGAUUACAGAAACCACUCCACAGUCGAUACCAACGGGUGGUUUCGUGAAUGUGGGAGGUACUCCCUUUGAUCUUCGCAUCCCAAUACGUUUGGGUGACGUUAUGAAGCAAGGACAGAACUUGUUUGAUGACAAUUUCUGUAUUAAUACAUAUGGAAAUAAGGAUUUGAACUUCGUAUCUCGGGUAAGUCAUCCGAGGUCAGGUCGUUACUUAGAAGUGUAUAGUGACCAGCCAGGAGUUCAGCUGUACACAGCCAACUUCCUGCCCUUCCCUGACCAGGAGGCUCUGGUGGGGAAGUCAGGAGUUGGGUAUAGACGUCACGGAGCUUUCUGCUUGGAGACUCAGAACUAUCCUGAUGCUGUACAUCACCCUAAUUUCCCAUCUCCUAUACUGAAGCCAGGAGAUAUUUAUAAACAUAAAGUUACGUAUAGAUUCGGUACGGAAAAAUAUAAUUACCCUCAAGUGGUUAGUGCUUAGAAUCCAAAAAAUUGGUUU